AUGUCUGCGAUUCCACCCCCAAUCGCUUCGUCGUCCAAAGCAUCCUCCUCUUCUGGUCCCGCUUCUCCAGCGCAGAACCAGCCGGGCGCACUCAGUACCAGCAACUUCUUCGGACAGCAGCGGGGAACAGCACCAGGAGGGUCAACGCGAUCGUCUACCCCACGAGGCAACCAGCAAAGCAGGAAGCAGCACAAGGGCUCCAGACGUUUCAGGCAAGCGGAUGAGGAUGCCAUUGACGAGUCUCUCGCCAUGGCUCCCUUUACCAAUCGCAAAGGCCAGACUUCCAUCACUCACCUCAUGAACUUUAGCCUUCCUCCUCGCCCUCAAAACCAUCAGUCACAUAGCCAUGGUAGGCAUUACCGACGAAAUCCGACUUGGGGCCUGGGAUCAGGCUACCAUGCAGUCGACAAGGCAAGAUAUGUCCAUGCGAACUAUCGCUUCAUUGUAGAUCCUCGCGGUGACUAUCGAGCGCAGAGUGUUGACGCAGAUAUCCACCUGGACUGGAACAAUGUCCUUCAGAUAUUGGCAUCUGAACUCUCGCAGGAAGCCUCCUGUCCAAUCUGUCUUGGGGCUCCGGUAGCUCCAAGGAUGGCCAGGUGCGGACACAUCUUCUGUCUUCCCUGUCUGAUUCGAUACAUGCAUUCAGAGGACGAAGGCAAAGCGCCGGAAAAGAAGGCACGAUCAAAAAAGUGUCCGUUGUGCUUCGAUACGAUCUAUACGGCUGAGACGAGGCCUGUGCGUUGGUAUAUCGGCCAAGAGAAUGAAGCGCCUCGAGAGGGAGGCGAUGUGGUACUGCGUCUGGUGGUCAGAGCAGCCGGAAGUACACUGGCAAUGCCGCGCGAUGGUGCGGAUGCUUUGGCCAAAGAUGAGGACAUUCCGUGGUACCAUGCGGCGGAGGCCAUGGAUUAUGCCCGCGUCAUGCGAGGCGGAGAAGAUUACAUGAUGGAGCAAUUUGACUUAGAGAUUAGCAAGCUGGAGCAACAAGGCAAGGAGGAUGAAGUCAUGUUCGCAGAGGACAGCAUGGAAUGGACGAAGAAAGCCAUACGAAUCAUUCGUGAGGCCAAAGAAAAGAUGAGAGGUAUUGGCAACCCGCCAGAGGAGCCACCAAAGCCGGUCGAACCAAAAGUCAAGAGAGCGCCGAUCGUUUUCGAUGAAGAACCCGGAGCUGCACCUGACAUGUACAUAAUGCGCAACUUUCUCGAGUCGGGACAGGAUUUUGUACCACAGAACGCUGCUCCAGACACCAAUGCCGUAAAUCACAAGGAGCAGAGGGCAAUGUCCACCUCUUCUCAUUCAUCAAAGACAAAUCAUGCUACUGCAUCAACAUUAGCGGAGAUGCGCAAUCGCCAGCAGCAUGAACAACACAAAACUCCUUCUGAAUAUUUCUUUUAUCACGCAUUAUUACAUUACUAUCUUUCGCCCCUCGACAUCCGCAUCUUGAAGGCGGCGUUUGGUAAUUUUGCAUCAUUUCCAUCCACGAUACUACCACGCGUAGAGCGGAUCUCCACUGGCCACGUUGUGGACGAUGAGCUACGGAGACGGACUAAGUACCUGGCUCACCUUCCAUAUGGUUGUGAGGUCAGCUUCCUUGAAUGCGAUUGGACUGAUACUGUUGCGCCUGAGGUAUUGGCGCAAUUCAAGUCGGAGAUUGAAAAGAGACGGAAGAAGCAUACCGACAAGGAGAAUAGGGAAGAGAAGGCGCGUCUACGAGCGGAGAAGGCUGAGUACGCCGAAUUUACGUCGACACGUCGAAAACGCCCAAGCAUCUCGGAGAGGUUUUCAGCAGACGACUUCCGACCUUUGGCAUCAGGUAGCGGCUCAGACGCACAAGCUGAUGGUGAGCAUACAUCGUCCUCGCCUCCAUGGCCGUCUCGACGAGGUGACGGCUUCGAAUCGUUAGCUUCACCUUCGACAAGUCCCUCUGCGCCACGAACCGUCUGGGGAACUGCGGUGAUUGCAGGAACAUCUCCCAUCAUCGCACCGCAAGAUCAGAAUGAUGGAGAGGAUGGUUGGUUACAAGGUUGGGAAAAGGAUCUACUACAGGAAGAAGACAUGCUUGCUCAAGCCCAAGCGUUAUCGCUGGGUGAGGGACAAGAAGCCCCGAAGAAGCAGGCUGGUGGAAAGAAGAAGAAGGGAAAAAAGAUAACUCUCAUGAGCACAAAUGUUCGAAGAGGAUCCAGCUCGCAUACACGCGCCAUCAACAAAGACACCGAAAAGAUGCUUAUCCAGGAAACUCACAAAGAUGUACCAACCAAGGCGGGUGGUGAUAUGAGGAUCUUUCUCUUUCACCCAACAAUUCCAAAUUAUCCCAAGGCCAAGUUUCCGGGUGUUGUUGUAUUCUCCGAGAUCUAUCAAGUCACGGGCCCCGUUGCUCGAUUUGCUCGCCAAAUAGCGUCUCAGGGGUACAUCGUAGCAGCGCCGUCAUCUUACCACGAGUUUACCGGGCCAGAGCCACUUGCUUACGAUGGUCCUGGUACGGACAAAGGGAACGAAUGGAAGAUCACCAAGACGGUAGAGGCCUAUGAUGAAGACGCUACACUCUCAGUAGACGCUUUGCUUGCUCUGCCAACCUGCAAUGGAAGAGUCGGUGCUACGGGCAUGUGCCUAGGUGGCCAUCUUGCAUACCGCUGCGCCCUAGACCCACGCGUCGUCUCAGCAAUCUGCUACUUCGCAACAGACAUCCAUAGCAAGACCCUUGGUGCCGGUAAAGACGACGACUCUCUUGCCCGUGCCAAAGACAUCAAGGCCGAACUCGUCAUGAUCUUUGGCAAGAUGGACAAUCACGUUCCACCUGAGGGCCGGGACUUGAUCAGGAAGACAUUGCACGAUGCCGGUGUGAACUUUUCAUUCUAUGAGCCGGCUUGGGCCCAGCAUGCGUUUAUCCGUGAUGAGUCGAGCAAGGGACGAUAUGACGCUGCGCUUACUGGCAUCUGCUUUGAGAUGUUGAAGGAGCUGUUCAAUCGAACACUAAGGUCAGAUCUGGGACCGCGUGCUGGUGGUGAUGUUGAAAUUGAGGAUGUAUGCUAG
This is a messenger RNA of Plenodomus lingam JN3, 3027 nucleotides long. RefSeq lists its product as uncharacterized. Gene Ontology annotation, molecular function: metal ion binding; hydrolase activity. The record is from RefSeq and is a predicted model, not a curated record. Lineage: Eukaryota; Fungi; Ascomycota; Dothideomycetes; Pleosporales; Leptosphaeriaceae.